GCUCGUUCAAAUCUUUAGGGGAGGAAGCUGAAGCUCUGUCCUGCAGUACUUGAGAGCACAAUAUAAUCAAAGGCAUGCCUGUAGAAAAAGUCAACAAUUCAUCUGACUUAGACACCAAGGUCCCUUCUUGUCUCCAACUCACAUCUAUUGGACAACUCACACUGACCUCUGACCCCUCACACAGAUGUGUUAAGGCUAGAGUGCUUCGCAAAGGUCCUGUGAUAUCCUGUGCACAGAGAGAUGGCUUGGAAAUGCUUAGAGCUGAGAUCAGAGAGGAGGACCCCCUUCAGAGUACCACUGAACAUACAUCAAUCAACGUCAUUUUCUUUGACACACUGGCCAAGGACUUUUCCCAGUCUGUCAAACAAGGGGACAUUGUACUGUUAGCAAACUUUACAAUCAGCAAAUCUCCAACUUUUCUCAGAGACAAACUACAUCCUUGUCAGCUGGAGAUGGAUAACAAAGAUGCCUGUGUCUAUGUAUGUCCCUCGGCUAUCCCUGGUCCUUCUAGUUCAGAGGCCAAAUACGUUUAUGUUCCUCUAAACAAAUUGAAGUCCAAAACUUUGGUGAACGUUUAUGGAGUGGUGACUUUUUUCAAACAACCUUUCCCCUCUAAAGGUUCAGAUUACUGCACCACACUAAAGAUCACAGAUCAGUCAGAUGUUAAAGUGAUCUGCACCAUCUUCUGUAAAAAGCUGGAGGAUCACCCACUCAUCUUCAGAGUUGGUGACAUUAUCAGACUGCACAGAUUCAAGGCAGAAGCAUUCAGAGACUCCAUUACACUCAUAAACACAUUCGGUUGGUCUACAGUCACAUUCAAUGGAAUUAUUGACAGCCCAAUUGUCCCCCGUACCUCAAGCAAAUCAUUUUUCUAUGGGGAAGCCGAUAAGCGCAGAGUUCAGGAGCUUCGCCAGUGGGCUGCCAACCAGUCUUUAUGCAGUGACCUUAACACCUCCCUAUCUUCGGUACAGCCCCACAUGUACUUUGAUUUUACCUGCCAGUUGCUGGCCAAGGCUGUCAUGCAUAGUGGAUGUAUCCUUUUGAAGGUGUGGGACGGGACCAGGUGUCAGCUUCCCUUGUUGCAAGUUGCAGUUCCACCUGAUGAAUUGGAAGGUGAAUGCACUCUUGCUAAAGACAAGAUGAACUUGACAGCCAACGUUCUGGUCUAUGAUAAUCACUUGGAGGUCGCUCGAGACUUAAAGCCUGGUGCAUUUCUGCGGUUCUACAAUCUCCGUGCACUUCUUCAGAAAGUCCCAGGCCAGUUGCCAGAUCAACCGGAACAUCUUGGUUUCCAUCUUCAUGGGGGAACAGUAUAUGGACGAGGUUUACGUAGCCUUCCUGCAGAAACCCCUGACCUGCUGUCUCUCAAGAGUGUUCUAGAGAAACAUGUUGAUCUGGAUGAGCAUGAAGAAGUGAAUGAUGGCACAUUACUGGAAAUUUGGUACACGCCGCCGGAGUCAAUAGUCUUGCCAAAUGAUGAAAACCCAGGUGCUGAAGAAAAUGCAGGGCCUGCUUAUACAGUGCAGACGUGUGAGCACAACACACAGCGGAUCACACUUGCUCAGGUGAAGCGCUCCACACCACCGCUGUCAUGUCAUGUUCGAGCCCGGGUGAAGAAGUACCUGCCCCAGCAGUUAUACCAGUGCUUGAAACUCUUCUGCUCCAAGUGUAAAACAAUGAAAGACGUACCUGAUGACAGUGCUGUCGCAAACAUAUUUCUGGAAUCUGCGAGAGAUAACCAACCUUGUGAUGAGCAGUGGGCUGCCACCUCAUCUGCAAAUUCUAGAGAACCUGGCAGAACUAUCUCAAUGCACGUUUCUAAAGACAUGGUGGGGAAAAGCAGUCACAUGCAGCUGAUAUUCAUUGAGGGAAUGACACUUGAUGAGAUUAGUGUGUUAUCACGUGAUCACAAAAACCUAGUUCCUGUUAGAUCAGAGAACAGCAAGAUGACCCGGAUGGAUCUCACUGCUCCAUUCUUGUUCUCUGGAAAAAAAAGAUAUUAUGGGUGUAAACAGUGCUCUCGGAACACGUUUGAAAACCCCGUGUUUACUGGAGUGGAGACCUGGGAUGAACAGGCAGUUGCUGCAGUUCUGGGAGUUCAGAUGAUGCAGUACAGAUUUUUAAUCCAGUUUGAACUGGAUGACGUGACUGAUACAAUAGAGGCUCUGCUGUGGGAAGACGCUGAGAGAUUCUUCCAUAUUUCUGCUGUAGAUGCUUCAGGUUGUCAAGAUUUGCAGGACAGGAUUCAGACAAUCAUGGACACAAUUCAACCACCAGAAAGUAGUCUGGAAGAACGUCCAUGGAUGGAUUUUUGCCUCUCUGUCUACACUGUGAAGGACAACGACAGAAAUAAAGUUUGUUACCAGAUCACAAACACAGAAAUUGUUAAACAAUAGAGAAGUUAUGGAUGAUUUAAUUCAAUGAACCUAGAACCUACAUUGAACAAGAAAAUGGAGCUGUUAUUUUUUGUUUUUUUUUUUUUGCUUGGAAAGUUUGUGUUAAGAAAUGUAUGUACAUGUUUUGUGGUAAAACAAUCUAUAGCUGUUUGUAAAAUAAAGUAGUUUUUUUAUUUG
This is a messenger RNA of Danio rerio (zebrafish), 2573 nucleotides long. The record is from RefSeq and is a predicted model, not a curated record. NCBI's taxonomy places the organism in Eukaryota, Metazoa, Chordata, Actinopteri, Cypriniformes, Danionidae.